Rosa rugosa (rugosa rose) is the source of this 797-nucleotide messenger RNA. Its product is annotated as DNA-directed RNA polymerases II, IV and V subunit 8B-like. The transcript has 5 exons. Bases 170 to 628 code for a protein of 152 amino acids. NCBI's taxonomy places the organism in Eukaryota, Viridiplantae, Streptophyta, Magnoliopsida, Rosales, Rosaceae. Gene Ontology annotation, molecular function: DNA-directed RNA polymerase activity. Gene Ontology annotation, biological process: DNA-templated transcription. The record is from RefSeq and is a predicted model, not a curated record. Gene Ontology annotation, cellular component: RNA polymerase III complex; RNA polymerase I complex; RNA polymerase II, core complex.
GAGUGAAACCAGUAAGCUCUCCUCUCUCUCUCUCUCUGCCUCUUUCUUCUGGUUUUGAUUCAUCUCUGGUCGAUUAGCAUAAGAGAAAUUCAAAUUCCAAAAGAGACGCAAGGAAAGGAAGAGUCUUUUCUUGUUUUAAAGUGUAGCUCUGAUCUCAAGUUGAGUAAGAAUGCUGAGUUUCUUGUUUGAUGAUACUUUUGUCAUCGAGAAGCUGGACCCGGAUGGUAAAAAGUUUGACAAAGUUUCUCGAAUUGUAGCACGGAGUGAGAAGCAUGGUGCUGUGCUGCACCUAGAUGUGAAUACAGAGGUAUACCCUAUGCAUGAGAAGGAGAAGUUCUUGAUGGUGCUGUCUCCUACGCUUAACUACAGUGGAGCACCUGUUACGAACCAGGCACAGGUUGAACAGAAGUCUCUUGCAGACAAGUUUGAAUAUAUCAUGCAUGGUUUGCUGUAUAAAAUGGAUCACAUGAGAUCAGAACCUUCAGAUGGAGGCUCAAAGUCGCCACCCGUAGUGGAGGUAUUUGUUUCUUUUGGUGGGCUACAGAUGAGGCUGAGAGCUGAUCCCACCAGCUGUGCAAAGUUUAAGGUUGACCAGAACAUGUUUUUGCUUAUCAGGAAAUUGAUGUAGAAUUGAAUGGUAGCUUGUUAAACCUUCUACACACUUGAUAUGAAUCGAACUUAUUCGCCUUUUCUAAAAGCUGAUGGUGUUGCACCUGUACGAGAUUAGACUACAGUAUUGCAGCCGACUCUUUUGUAUACAUAAAGUAUUCAAUGCGGAAGUGUUAUUUUCUUUUUAA